AUGACGCUGCGGAUUCCCGAGGUGCGCGAGGAGGCCGAGUUCGCGGACGACGCGGCGGCCCUGAACUACACGUUCCACGGCAUCACGGGCGUCGCGGACUUGCACGCCCAGGGCAUCCUUGGAAAGGGCGCAGUGGUGGCAAUCGUGGACAGUGGUGUCGAGUGGACGCACGAGGCGCUUGGUGGUGGCAUCGGCGAGGGUUUCACGGUGGCGGGCGGGUACGAUCUCGUUGGCGAUGGAGACUGGCCCACGACUGCUGCAGAGCCUGACGACCUUCCCAACGACCAGUUUGGCCAUGGGACGCAUGUUGCCGGCAUCGUGGCGGGCAAGAGCAAGCAGUUUGUCGGCGUCGCGCCGGAGGCCAGGAUCCUCGCGUACAAAGUCAUUGGCGAGAGCGGCCAGAGCAACGAGGAGAUGGUCAUCGAGGGGUUCCUGCGGGCGUUUGAUUCCGGGGCGGACAUCAUCACGGCUUCGGUGGGUGAGAAGGGCGGGUUCACCAACAACGCGUGGGCGGUUGUCGCCUCGCGGAUGGUUGAUCGAGGUGUCUUCGUUACCAUUGCGGGCGGCAACGACGGCGAGGAGGGCGCGUUCCUCAUGUCCAACGGCGCGGCCGGGCAGCACGUCAUGACGGUGGCCGCCUCGGCGCCGGACGUAGUACCUGCGUACCCCUUCACCGCAGCUUUUCUGUCUGCGUCUUCCGAGAAUAAGACCGAGGAGCUUGGGUACAGCCCUGCACCAGGGCAAAACGGUCCGGACCUGUUCCCAAGCAGCAUCGCCGGGUGGCCGGUGGUUCCACUCAGUCUCGACCCCGGGUCCGGUGACGCGUGCCAGCCCAUCGCAACCCCGCCGGUGCUCCCGUCACAGUCCAUUCUCCUCGUCCGUGCCGGCGGAUGCAGCCUGUACCAGAAACGAAACAAUAUCGCGCCCCUCAACGCCACAUAUGUCCUCCUCUACCAGGACGGCCAGAGCCCGUUCAUGGCAGUGCCCGCCAACAGUGCCGGUGCCCCCAAGAUCGCCACCAUCGACGCAAAGGCCGGCGAGGCCAUCAUCCACACCAUUGUCGAGGGGGGAAAUGUCACUGUCAGUUUCGAUCAGCCCAGUACGCGCUGGGUCGGCAUGUACGACGCUGCUAGCGGUCGCCCGGCCGAGUUCACCCAGUGGGGUCCCAACUACGACAUGGAGCUCAAGCCAGACAUUGCUGCGCCCGGAGCUCGCGUGCUGAGCAGCUACCUGGGUGGCGGAUACAAGGUCCUCAGCGGGACGAGUAUGGCGACGCCAUACGUCGCGGGCGUUGCGGCGCUGUGGGUGGGCCAGCACGGCGGCAGAAAGAGCGGCAACGUGGACUGGGCAAAGCAGCUUGCGGCGCGGAUCAUGUCGACUGCCCACCCGGGACACUGGGUCGACGGGCUGUCUUAUGAUGUCGUGGACGAAUUCCUCGCGCCGCCGGUGCAGAUGGGCGCCGGCAACAUCCACGCGGGCCGCCUCUUCGCAGCCACCACGUCGCUCGACUUUGCCGGCCGCAAGUUUGCCCUCAACGACACGGCCAACUUCCAGGCAACACACUCUGUCCAGCUCACAAACUCGGGCAGCGCAGCUGAGACGUAUACAUUCUCUCUCGAGCCUGCCGCCGCGUUCGACUCGUGGACCCCUGGCACGGGCGAUCCCACCCAGCCCGACUUUGGCAAGAACACCUUCAAGGGAUACUACGACUUCAAACCACAGACCCUGGAUCCAGAGGCGAUUCUGCCUCCACCCUUGACCAUCGCUGCUGGCCAGACAGCGUCCGCCGAAUUCACCUUCUCGCCCCCGACGGCCGGCAACGCGAGCAACAUUCCGCUCUACGGCGGACGCGUCGUCAUCACCGCGACCAGCACCAACCAGACCUUUGGCAUCCCGUACUUUGGCGCAGCGGCGGACAUCAAGUCCGUCGUGCCGGGCUGCUUCGCGUACGCGGCGGGGAUGCCCAGUAUGGUCUCCGGCGCCGACGGGGACGGCGGCACCCCAAUCAGCGUCAAGAGCAACUUCACGUUCGACCUGGCGCGCAACUUGCAGGACUUUCCGAUGCUCGUGGUCUCCUCGACGUACGGCGCCGCCGAGAUCCGGCUCGACCUGUACGACGCCGAGAUGUAUCCCGACAUGGCGACAGACGUGGACUGGGAGUACCCUCCCGUGCCGGGCAGGAGGGGGUAUGUCGGGUCCGCGACGUACUGGGCGCGCUCGAAGGAGUCGUCGUACUUUGACCCGUCAAGGGACGAUGAGAACGACGUGCUGCCGUUUCCAGUUCUCAUGCUGCCCAGGGAUAUGUACAAGCAGUACAUGUGGCUGGGUCGGUUGGCCGACGGGACCAAGAUCCAGCCGGGGAAGUACCGCAUGCGGGUGGCAGCGCUGCGGCCGUUUGGGAUGAGGGACGUUGCGGCGGACUGGGAUGUAUGGAAAGCUCCCGUGAUCGAGGUGCUGCCCUUGGAGUAG
Messenger RNA from Microdochium trichocladiopsis, 2469 nucleotides. Its product is annotated as peptidase S8/S53 domain-containing protein. Gene Ontology annotation, cellular component: cell wall; membrane. Gene Ontology annotation, biological process: proteolysis. The transcript has a single exon. Gene Ontology annotation, molecular function: serine-type endopeptidase activity. The record is from RefSeq and is a predicted model, not a curated record. Bases 1 to 2469 code for a protein of 822 amino acids. NCBI's taxonomy places the organism in Eukaryota, Fungi, Ascomycota, Sordariomycetes, Xylariales, Microdochiaceae.